AUGGAUAACAGGUGUCAUUGUUCAGCCAACAGUGACAGGCUUUCAAAUCCUAUCCUCUACAACAUCCUGAGCCAAAUGGAUAACAGCAAACCACGCCACAACAGCUUCAACUACAAUUCAGUACCUCAUAGAUGCAACUGUGACCUGCGACGAACAGUGUGCUUGAAAAGAUCAUCAGAGAUUUGCAAAGAAGCCUCAGCAGUUCUGGUUAAAACCAUCCAUUUCAUGAAGAACUUACCUGCUUUUAAUCAGCUGCCACUGAGUGACCAGUUCUCACUUCUCAAAAGCUGCUGGGCACCACUCUUCAUUUUGGGUCUGGCCCAGGAGCACGUGGUCUUUGAGGUGACGGACACCCCUGCUGACAGCAUGCUGAAAAAGAUUCUCCUAAACCAUCAGGAGAGCCCAGAGAUGGAGAGGGAGCAGCCCACUAUGGCCGGUGUCAGCAAACUCAAGUCCUGCCUCAGAAAGUUUUGGAAUUUGGAUUUGAGUCCAAAGGAGUAUGCAUACCUCAAAGGGACCACAAUAUUUAAUCCAGACGUCCCAGACUUAAAGGCAGUUCUGUUUGUGGAAGGCUUGCAACAGGAAGCCCAGCACGCCCUCAGCGAGGUGGUCAAGCUCCUUCACCCAGGGGAGCAGGAGGAGCGCUUUGCUCGAAUCCUUCUCACUGCCUCAAUGCUGCAGAGCAUCACACCCAGCCUCAUCUCUGAACUCUUCUUCCGGCCAGUGAUAGGCCAGGCUGAUCUGCUGGAGCUGCUGGUGGACAUGCUCUUCUGCAGAUAGACAGAAGAGGGAAUGUGGACUUCAAGUAACUGUCCUGGAGAAAGUUGAAUCCUGUCUUUACGAGUUGUGAUGGAGAACUUUUUGUUGAAUAACCGAAGCAAUGUUUCCUCCUGAGAUUAAGAAAUGCCUGACAGUGGACUCACAAUAGUGA
This is a messenger RNA of Micropterus dolomieu (smallmouth bass), 931 nucleotides long. RefSeq names its product nuclear receptor subfamily 0, group B, member 2a (gene nr0b2a). Gene Ontology annotation, molecular function: transcription factor binding; transcription corepressor activity. Gene Ontology annotation, biological process: circadian rhythm; negative regulation of transcription by RNA polymerase II. The coding region runs from base 1 to 780 and encodes 259 amino acids. Gene Ontology annotation, cellular component: nucleus; cytoplasm. The transcript is spliced from 2 exons. The record is from RefSeq and is a predicted model, not a curated record. NCBI's taxonomy places the organism in Eukaryota, Metazoa, Chordata, Actinopteri, Centrarchiformes, Centrarchidae.